AGAAGGUUUUUCAAAACACAAAAAUAAUGUUAAUUGUAAAAAAUCAAAUAACAAUUUUAGCGUGUACGGUUUUAUGUUUAUUUGUGAUUGCAGUUGUUACUAUUAAAUUAACAAAUGCAAAAUCAAUUUCAAGAGUAGAUAAAAGUCAUACAUUAAAACGAAAUUUGAAUAAUAGAUUGUCAAAUUUUAUUAAUGAAACAAAUUCAAAAAAUAUUAGAGAAGCAAUUAAAAAAUUUCAAUUAAAUGAUCAUUACAAUCCAUAUAAUUUUCAAUUAAAAAAGAAUUGUACAAAAUUAGAUAAUAAAAUUCAUAAAGUUUUCAAAAUACCAGCAGAAUUUUAUGAAGAUCCACCAGGCGAAAAUUCAUUAUAUGGAUAUGAAGUAAAUUAUUGUUGCUGCUGUGAAUUACCACAUCCUAUACCAAAUCAAUUAAAAAACUGUAAUACUGACAUAACUCAAAAUUUGUUCGAAUAUGUCAGUGUUACAGUUGCUCUUGUUUGCUGCAACACUGACAUAACUCGAAUUUUAAAAUUUUCGAAUUUUGGAUCAUCUUUUCCUAAUUGCAUACAAUGUUGUGAUGUUACAUUUAAAGAAUAUACGGUAGCAUUUGGUGUUAUCGAUAGGUUGUCAUUAACAGUAAUAAAAACUAUUUUAGGUUAA
Molecule: messenger RNA, 659 nt
Organism: Condylostylus longicornis
Lineage: Eukaryota; Metazoa; Arthropoda; Insecta; Diptera; Dolichopodidae
Exons: 4
Coding region: 27-659 (210 amino acids)
Source: RefSeq, a predicted model, not a curated record